UAACGGUAGGGCUGAAGCCCGUGCCCCCACCCGACUACCUGAAGUCAAACGAUUGAUCUUUUCGAGCCGGCCCACCACCCCCGAGGUCCCUCUUUCAAAUCCACCCCCUCCUAUCCUCUGGGGCAGCACCAGCUCCGCUGCAUCAUGCUUUGUUGAGCUCUCUGGUGAGCCACUAUUCACAAUGAGCAGUGCCAUCCCAUCUGCAUUCCGGCCCGCCGCGCGCCUCCCCAUGCAGUGGAACACAGUAACGCUCGCCCUGGCGCGCCGGUACUGCACUCAGCAGACGUGCUUCUCCACCACUCCCUCGUCUCCCAUUUUCUCCGCCCUUCGACCAACUACCUCUAUCCAAUCCCACCGUCUUUUUUCCACCACCCGACAAUGCGCCGCUAAAGUGCACAACCCUCCUCACAACGAUCCCACAACCUCUUCGAACCCCACCCCCCUACAGAGACGCGCUGUCCAAAUAGGCCCUCUUCCAACAGGACCCGUUGACGGAGAGACUAUACGACGCAUCUUUGGCGGUCGUAUUUCUUCGACAGAUGGGAAUGCUGCGUUACGAAUUAUUCACCAUCGCCGAACAUCGGGAUCUCUCGCCGACUAUGGCGUUGACAAUCUCGGUGCUCAUUUGGAGCACAUAAACCGACCGGCUGCCACCAAGGCAUUAAAUUGGUUACGUAGCAAGAUCCCUGUGGACGAGGCGCGUGCUGCUGAGGAAUGGGCAGAGAAGGAGGCGAAUCGACUGGCCUACAAUCUGUGGUUGGCAGACCCCGAAAACGAUUCCAAGUACAAGGAUCCCGCUAGGGCUUUUAGGGAGAAGCAGAGAAGAGACAAUGAGGAGAGGGAGUUGCAGGAGCAGGAAGAAGAGGAGGGGCGUCGCAUUGGUUUGCUACAUGUUGGACCUUCGCAAUUUGAGCGUAACAUCAAGGAGCAAAGGCGACUACGUCUAGAGGCUGUCACAAGAGAGGCCGAAGAGAAGGAGGCACGAGAAAAAAAUGACGAAGUCAAGCUUGCCACGGGUGAAUGGGUUCGUACACCUAGUGGAACACAACUGAUGAAGCCGGGUCAGGAAGCGUACAUCGACAUCUUCGGUCGUGAGCAGAUCAGUCGGCGGAAGGAAGAAUUGGAACGGGCUCAGAAGAAGUCCCAGACUGAUUUCAAGAGCCCAGAAGAAAUGCUGGCAGCCACCACCUUAACCCAACGACUUGUUCCUAUGACGACAUUGGUAUUAUUCGUUUGUGUUCUUGCCUAUGGAUUUGCCCACUACUAUGUUGAGCCGUCGCCAUCGUAUCGCAUGUGGCCCGGUAUCUCUCUCUCUCACGCCACCUGUCUCGGCAUCUUUGCGUCCAAUUUGUUCAUGGUCGUAGCAUGGCGUCAAUACAGCUUUUGGCCCAUAUUGACGCGGUACUUUAUGCACGUCCCUGGAUAUCCACGCGCCGCGCAGGCUGUUCUCAACGUCUUCUCGCAUGUGCAAUGGGAGCACUUUGUGGCAAACAUGAUGAUAUUCGCCGUCAUUGGGCCCUGGUGUCACGAUUUGGUGGGUCGCGGCAUCUUUUUGGGUACCUACAUCACUGCUGGCACUGUUGGGUCCUUGGCUACCCUGUACUGGGCCAAUCUGGGUCGUGGCAACAUAAGUUCGCACUCAGUUGGUGCUUCCGCUGCUAUCUGGGGAAUUGCGGCGGUUUUGUGUCUUUUGACGGACGCCGAAAAAAUCGAAAUUCCAUUUAUCAAGGACCUGGAGGUCAGCAUUUGGCCAAAGACUCUGUUUGCUGCUUUUUUAGCAACAGAAAUCUACACUGCGAGAAGAGGGACACGUCAAACCGUUGAUCAUGCAAGUCAUUUCGGUGGCAUCAUGGUAGGGACCAGUGUUGCCGGAUAUUUGUAUGCCACAGGUUUCAAAGAAUGGAAGAAAGCGCAAGAGCUGAAAGAGGCAGAGAGUGUCAAGGGCGGUAAUGGCACAGCACUCCACGCCGUCCCUACCAUGAAUGAAGAGAAGAAGCAGAUCGAGAAGCAGGCCCUGCGUAUCAUCGCGAACAACCGUGAGAGAUAG
This is a messenger RNA of Periconia digitata, 2047 nucleotides long. NCBI's taxonomy places the organism in Eukaryota, Fungi, Ascomycota, Dothideomycetes, Pleosporales, Periconiaceae. The record is from the annotation of a GenBank genome assembly.